AUGACAAAUAGCACCGCUGCUGCUAGACGCCUGUCGGAUAAGGGCGCCAGUUUUCGUGGUCAGCUCGGCCGAUUUCGUCUGAAUCCAACAGUCUCUUCUUCACAACCGCCGCCGCCGUCGCAAUCGCAAUCGCAGUCGCAAUCGCAAUCACAACCGAGUAAUGGCCAUCCUACGCCGACCGCUUCGCACCGAACAGAACUGAGUGCGGGUUCGGUAUCGUCAACAAGUACCGCGACUAUAAGAAGACGGGCGUCCAGGUCGGACAGUCCAGAGACAGGUGCUGCGGGAAAUGAUCGGGACGGACACGUUUCGAAAAGCAAACGAGUCUCGACCGCGUGCGAGUUUUGCAGGAAAAGGAAGAAGAAAUGUGAUUUUCGGUACCCGAAUUGUUCGGCUUGCACCCGCGCCGGUGUAGUAUGCACCGUUUUGACCCUCGGUCAAUCCGUUGCGCAUCAACCAGUGCCUCGUGAUCAAAUAGAGAACCUCGAGAAACGAGUCGAAUGGUUGGAGGAAUUGUUGCGGACGCAUGCGAACAUAGAUGUGAGCAGCAAAGCAACGGGCUCUAUAGUUGAUGACCAUCAAGUCGAAUCACCCGUUGCAGAACAGUGGUUCAAUGUCCCUAUCAUGCUGUCCCAGCCUCGAGCCGGGAUCGGACUGACAGCUGUGGAUGACACAAUUGAUAGCGCCAACCCAACGAACAGUCCGACAACACUGCCAUCUUUAGAUAGUGGGCAGCUGCCAAAUAUUGCAGAGAUAUUUCGCGAUAAAUUAGAAAACAGGCGAAGCGUUGUCCCACGACCUGCAUCGUCAAUCAUUCCACCCGUGCGUCGACUAUCAUCAUGGGAGGAAGCAGAACAAUUGGUCAGCAAAUACUUCGAAGGAAUAGGAACACAGUAUCCAUUUAUACACAAAAGCGACUUUAUGCGAGGGAUGAGAGCGAUCUAUCAAAACAAAUCUGUUCCGCCGGACAUGCAGAACUCAUAUCACAUCACCAUGGCAGUGGCUCUUCUAACGACUUCCUAUGAUAUUCAACAGGCCACGGCCUUUUAUCGGAUUGCAAGGGAAACACUGACUCCUACACUGCAGAACGAAGACCGUGUAUCCCUUCAAGCACUUUUAAGUCUCGCUUUGUAUUCCUGUUCAUCCCCUGCAGGACCUAGUAUAUGGCAAGUACUCGGUACAGCUAUGAGACUUGCCACAAGUUUGGGCUUACACAAGGCGCGACCAGCCUCGACGUCAGCAAAGGAUAUGGUCGAUCAUGAAAUGGAUAAACGCACUUUUUGGAGUCUUUACAAUCUAGAUCGACUAAUUUCCGUCACCUUGAGUCGGCCGCUAGGCAUUUCAGACGAUGACAUUACAGUGGAUAUUCCUAUUGAAUAUGAUGAGAACUGGGUCGAAGCACCAAGGAACUGUCAGAUGUCGAUAUCUGUUCAAGUGGUCAGACUACGCCGGAUCUAUUCGAGGAUAUAUCGAUGUUUUUACAAUCCGCAUGCGAAACCUACCGCGGAUGUGGGUCCCCUUUUACAAGGAUUCGCCCAAGAGUUACAUGAUUGGCGCACCUCUGCGCCCGUUAUACAGACUUGUCUGCAUUAUUCAACCGCGUAUUACGACUUUCUCUAUUACGGAGCUUUGCUAGUUCUCUACCGGCCCUCCGUUCUUAAUCCUCAUCCAGACAGCAGCUGCAUCAUAGGAUGCGGUGACGCUAGUAUACUGGUCAUCCAGUCCUACUGGGACAAUUACUCGGCGAACAAAAUAAAAUGGCUCUGGAUUACAUUAUGCCAUAUCUACUCCGCCGGCAUCACAAUGCUUUGGUGUCUAGAGCAAGACAUUCGUGCUGUUCGACAAGGCAUGUCACCCUUAUGGGGCAAUCCACGGGUGUACUCAUCUCUCGAAUUUGUCCACACUCUACUCGACGAGUUUUGCGCAAAACGAAAGGGCGCAGAUCGACUGGCCAUUCAGUUCAAAACUCAAAGUCAAGAAGUUACUCGGCGUAUGGCGCUAGCAACUGCAGAGCUGCAACGACAACAGCAGCAGAUGGAAUCUGCACAGCAACAAAUGCAACAGCCUAUUUUCAUUCCGGCGGCCGUCGAUCCGUCGAUGAUGGUUCAUCCAAUGUUCUAUAACUACGGAUGGGCCGGGCAGGAGAUUGCGUCCUUCUACGGUUUAUAA
Talaromyces amestolkiae is the source of this 2169-nucleotide messenger RNA. RefSeq lists its product as uncharacterized. Bases 1 to 2169 code for a protein of 722 amino acids. The record is from RefSeq and is a predicted model, not a curated record. The transcript is spliced from 2 exons. Gene Ontology annotation, molecular function: zinc ion binding; DNA-binding transcription factor activity, RNA polymerase II-specific; sequence-specific DNA binding. Gene Ontology annotation, biological process: positive regulation of transcription by RNA polymerase II; DNA-templated transcription. Lineage: Eukaryota; Fungi; Ascomycota; Eurotiomycetes; Eurotiales; Trichocomaceae.